UGUCUGCUGUCAAUGAUGUAUAGAUUAGUGUUACAGAAAUCUGUCACAGUGACAAGUGUUAGGAAGUGUAGUCACAUUUCCCGUGUAUCCUCAGACCGGGUCUGGAUCAGUGAUCUAUUCAAUCUCAUCUUGACAAACACAGCAGGGGAUAAACUACAUCAUCUGACAGAUAUACGUAGUAUAUGGGGAGGACACACUGUGAACAAUGACGGUGAUUUAAUUUAUAUAGACAGUCACGAUAACAUAAACAAACUGUCUACAGAGAACAAAGUAAAGACUACAUUAAUAAAGUACACAGCACCAUGGAGACCACUGAGUGUCUACAGCUCCCCCUCCACUGGAGACCUGCUGGUCGGGAUGUGUAGAUUUGAUACAAAGACAGGCAAGUUAGUGCAGUAUAACUCCACAGGAGAACACAUCCAGACCAUACAGUACAACAACAACACAGGUCAGAGACUGUAUAGAUAUCCUAGCUACAUCACAGAGAACCGCAAUGGAGAUGUUAUUGUGUCUGACUUUGGCCGUGAUGCUGUAGUGGUGACAGAUCGUGGUGGAAGUCUUCGCUUCUCCUACACAGGACCUCCAUCAGGAUCACGACUACGACCACGUGGAAUCUGUACAGACGGGCUGUCACACAUCCUGGUGUGUGAUUGGUUCACCCACUCAGUACAGAUGAUAGACAGAGAAGGUAACUUCCUGUCACAGAUACAGACAUCACCACACGGGAUAAACAGACCACAGGGCCUGAGUUAUGAUGAUACCACACACCUACUGUGGGUAGGUUCAGCCAUCAACAACACAGUAAACAUAUAUAGAGUGGUAGACAGAGACUCUCUGACUGGCCUCCCAAAAUGCAAAUAUCAUCCCAGAGGUACAUUGGAAGACUUCUGUGUCACAUGUGAGGUUCCCUUGUGUAAGGAGUGCACCUCAGAAGAUCAUAGAGGACAUGACUGUAGAGAUGUAAGGAGAAGCUUGGGGGAGAUUCACACACAAAUAGAUGGAGAUGCAGUGUUGAUGUGCCUUCUUCUGUGCAAGUUAUACAGAAUCAAUCUAAAAGAGGGACGUUGGAUUGAGAAAUACAAUGCUGUUGCAGAAAGUUUCAAUUUCAAGAAAAUCACGACAGAAUCCAGCCCUGCCAAUUUGGAAAAAUUUAGUCCAAUACUGAAAUAUAACAAUUCAGAAAUAAUGUUUUCUCAUGAAUUCCUUAGACAUGCCAGUUUUCUCAAUUUUGUAGAAGAUCCUAAAUUUCUGGAUAUUUUUCUGACUUGGGCAGAAAAAGAAAAUAUAGUUGAGUACUGCAGGUCAUGGAUAUACCCCUCACAAGUGAAUGAAGUCUUCUGCUGGUUAUUGCCACAACAAACGGAACAAUUGAUAGAAAGACUUGGAGAAGAUAUUUUCAAACACCCAACAUGGCAGGACACAUCCGUACAUGACAUGGUAUUCAGCAAGGUUGGCAUACCAAUGCAGAUAAUAAUGAGAGGAGAUAAAACCGUGAAGAACUACAUCGAGAAUCUGAGGAAAGGUAGAACGAUGAUGUACCACGCCUCUGGGAUGAUAGUAGGGUGUGCUGGUAGUGGGAAAACAACAUUGUUAGAGAGACUGAAGGGUAUUGACCUAAAAGAAAUUCUGAAAAAUACCAAAUCAACGAGGGGAAUUGAUGUACAUUAUGACAUAUUUGAUGUGUCAAACACCAUCAAAGUAAACUCAUCAGAUCAAAAACAACACUUCAAGGUAACAUUUGAUGAAACCAGUCAAAUCCACGAUGUUCCAGAACCCCCAGUAGAAGUAACUGAUGAUUUAAAAAAGCAGGAUAUUGAAGUACCAAUGGAAGGUGAAAACAUUGCCAGUGACAUAGUUAGUGUGGAACAGACGUCAGGGGCCAACAUGAAUCUUGAAGCUGAUUUGUCGAAAGGAAUCAACGCUGCUACUUUGUCUGAUAAACCUAUAGGAGAAAUUGAUGAUAGGGAGAAUGUUGCUCAAGACUCUGAAAUAUCGGGAAUUUUACGUGUUACAAGAAAUGUUUCUGAUGAUCCUGAGAAAAGAAUCACUAUGGUUGAUUUUGCGGGACAGUGUGCUUAUUAUGCGUCGCAUCAGAUUUUUCUGAGUCCACGGGCAUUCUUCAUUCUGGUGCUCAAUAUGGAGAAAAGGUUUGAUGAUAAGGUUGGAGAGGAAGUGUGUUGCCAGGAAGGCUCAAUUUUUAAGGAAUGGACUUAUAAAGGUUUGAAGGAAUGCUUUUUAUCUUACAAUAUCAAAUAUAUUAAGGUUUUUCUAUGA
This is a messenger RNA of Saccostrea echinata, 2274 nucleotides long. RefSeq lists its product as uncharacterized. Gene Ontology annotation, biological process: proteasome-mediated ubiquitin-dependent protein catabolic process; negative regulation of translation; protein polyubiquitination. The annotation marks the transcript as partial. Gene Ontology annotation, molecular function: zinc ion binding; translation repressor activity; ubiquitin protein ligase activity. The transcript has 5 exons. Lineage: Eukaryota; Metazoa; Mollusca; Bivalvia; Ostreida; Ostreidae. The record is from RefSeq and is a predicted model, not a curated record.